AUGUCAGAUCGAGAAAUCAUCUUGAGAGAAUGCGAAAAAGACCCGAAAUUCGCUGAAGUGUGGCUCAGCGUUCAACGAGGCGUGGCGCGAGAUUUGACUUUUGAAAGCGAAAACACCACCACAACUGAAGAAACUGCAUCGCAAACAAUGGAUUCUGGGCCGUCUACAUCAGAAUCAAAAUCGUCAUUUGUAUCACCGGAAUUGUCGGAUGUAGAAGUGAAAAACUUAAUGGACAAAUAUUAGUAAGUUUGAAAUUUUGAAUUAUAAUUUUGAUAACAAUUUCUACUUCAGCUAUGGAAGUUCCAAACUAUUGCACAAAGUCGAUUAUCCAUUUUAUGCGGAAGGAAUUGUUCUACCAAGUUUUGGUAAAAUCGAGGUCUUCUCACGCCGAGUCGGAAAAUUUGAAAUAUCAGGAGAUAUCGCUCGAAAUUCGAAAGAUGAUUUUGUAUAUUGGUUGGAAAUGGGAAAUGGAAUACGUCGAGGUUUCACGUUUUUUUCACCAAAAAAAUCAUUGGCAAUAUUUCGCCCAGUUUUCAAAUAUAUGAAGAAACCAGAAGACGUUUCGAUUACAAGUUUCGGAAUGUUAGGAUAUUCGAGAAGUGGCGAUGAAACCACUUGGAUUGUUUGGAACGAUCACUGUGGAUUGAUGAAAGCAAAAUUUGGAUCAGCGCGAAUUUCGAAGAACAAAUAUGGAAUUAUGCAUCCAAGAAUGGAAAUUGUGAAGUUCACUGGAAGUAUUGGCAUGGGAAACCAGCUUGAGAUAAGUGAAAUCGUUCACCACACCGAUACUUCUCUCCAAGAAUCCGGAUUUCCAACUGAAGUGGUUUAUGUGGACGAUCUCGAAUACGACUCAAAAAUUGGAAAUCGGCAUAAAUUUUGGUCUCAAAGUUUGAAAAUUUUCUGUAUUGUCAAUGAUUAUCAAUUCGCUAUUUCGGGAUUCGAUGAAAAUCAAAAAUAUAUCAGUUUCAUUGUGCCAAAUUUUGAAGAUUCUCGAGUUUUGGAGUGGCGAGGUUUGAUUUUGACAACAUCAGAAAAUGCGAAAUCGAACGAUCAGUUGGGAAAAUUCGAAAAGUUGGCAAUGAAAAAUAAUGUAAAACUUUUCGUAAGUUUUUUUUUCUAUUUAAAAAAUUCUAAAAUUAGUAAAAUAAUAAUUUUCAGCCAUUUGACAAUAAUUCAAACGUAGCACCACCAACCACGAAUACUGUAUCCUGUGACGUUACUUUUAUCAAAUCAGAAUAA
Molecule: messenger RNA, 1239 nt
Organism: Caenorhabditis angaria
Lineage: Eukaryota; Metazoa; Nematoda; Chromadorea; Rhabditida; Rhabditidae
Source: the annotation of a GenBank genome assembly